UCAGGAUACGCUCUAGCAUUUGAUCGACAUGCAACGCUGAAUCAAGCCAAUGUCAAGGAACUUAAAACAAAAAAUGUAAACAACUAGGUCGAUAAUACAUUUUUGUAUGCUCAUUUUUAUUUAUCAGUGUACAAUACAAUUACGGCGUAUCAUAGUGAACAUAUCGAGUUUCUUUCCAUUUCCCAUAAGUUCAAACAAGAGCCGUAAUCGGAUAGAUCGGGAUUUAGACAAGUGAAAUGUUUCGACAAGGAAUACAUAGAUGUAUGCGAUUAUAUUCCCCAUCAUUAGAAUUAUCAAAAGGGAUAUUGAAUAGAAAUGGUGCGGCUUACAUCAGAACGUGUUACAGUUCACAGAAAAGACUUGCAGCAACGUCGGUUUCUAAUGCCGACACGCUUAAAAAACCAGAUAUGUUUUGCUACCAGUGUGAACAGACCAAAUCUAGGCGUGGGUGUGUGACAGUAGGGGUAUGUGGCAAAUCCGCGCAGGUAGCCGCUCUCCAGGAUCUGCUCAUGUAUGUGAUAAAGGGUCUUGCUGUGCACGCGAACCGGGCCAUCAACAUGGGGAUAUAUUCCUCCGAAGCGUGCGAUACCUUCGUGAAGAAGGCCAUGUUUAGCACCCUGACAAACGUUAACUUUGACCAAGACCGGUUCCCCGAAUACAUCAGACAAGCCGUAGAAUACAGGGACGAAUUUCGAGCGCCUCUCAUUGCAGCUUAUACAAAAAGGGGGGAACCAUUGUGCGAGGCUUUGACACAGGGACCAGCUGUCUGGAAACCCGAGAAAGGAUACGAUGAUAUGGAAUAUCUCGAAAAUGAAGGUCAUAAAGUAGGCGUGUUGGAAGAUCAGCAGAUAUAUGGCCCGGAUAUAAACGGUGUACGGUACAUGACCUUGUAUGGCAUAAAGGGGCUGUCAGCGUACGCCUGCCACGCGGAGGCGUUAGGAGAGAAUGAUCCGUGGGUGUCCAAGUUUAUAUACAGGGCCCUAGACUUCCUUGUUAGUGCCAAGAAGGCCGAGCGGUUUGACCUAGGUUUGAAUCUUCAGAUGGCCCUUGAUGUUGGCGCCACCAAUCUGAGAGUGAUGGAACUACUGGAUAAAGGGCACAGGAGAAUAUUGGGCACCCCUACACCAACAGACGUGUGUACAACUCCGAAGGAAGGAAAGUGUAUACUGGUGUCUGGACACGACUUGGUAGAUCUACAUACACUACUAAAGAGCACAGAAGGCACGGGUAUUAAUGUAUACACGCACGGGGAAAUGAUGCCUGCCCAUAUGUAUCCGAAACUGAAUGCGUUCAAGAGCUUAGCAGGACAUUUUGGUGGAGCCUGGCAGAAUCAGAAAAUAGAUUUUGCCACAUUUCCUGGUCCAGUGUUGGCCUCUACAAACUGUGUCAUUGAACCUCUACGGUCAUACAGGGACAGACUUUAUACACUGAAUGAUACUGGAAUACAUGGAGUACGGCAUUUAGACCUUCACAAUCCCACACAGAUGAAACAACUUCUUGAACAUGCAAACAGUCUGAGUGGUUUUGACAGCAAAACAGCAAAGAAAUACGAUGACCGACAUCUUGUUGUGGGGUUUGGACGAGAAGUUAUCGCUCAACAUGCAGAUACGGUAAUAAAUGCAGUGAAGAGUGGUGACCUUCAGAGAAUCUGUGUUAUCGGAGGAUGUGAUGGAUCAGAACACAAACGUAAUUAUUUCACCAACCUUGCCAAAUCCUUACCUUCCCAGACCCUCAUCCUCACAAUGGGAUGUGCUAAAUAUAGACUAAACACCAUCAACUUUGGAACACUGGGAAACACCGGAAUCCCCAGACUUCUAGAUAUGGGUCAGUGUAAUGACAGCUAUGGUGCCAUCAUGGUCGCGAAAACGCUUGCCGAUAUAUUAGACACGGACAUAAACAGUCUACCUCUGUCAAUUUCCUUAUCUUGGUUUGAACAAAAGGCAGUCGCAGUUUUGCUGUCACUGUUAAGCCUUGGAGUAAAGAAUAUCAAACUUGGACCAAUCAUGCCGGCUUUCCUCACCCCAGGAGUUAGGGAGGCACUAGAUGAGAAAUUUGGCAUCGUGCCUGUUGACAUCAGACACCCAGAUGAAGAUAUGGAUGACAUGUUCCACAAUUAGAUCUGUAGCAAGCACUGAAUUUUUUUUAAGUUUAAUGCUCAUAGUAAAACAUCCUUCGUGAAACAAAAUUCAUACACUAUAAUACCUCUUUGAUAAAAGCACUAUAUAUUUUGCAUUCAUUGAUUAGAAAGGAUGUUAAGAUGAAUGCAUGCCAUUGCAAAUACUUGUGUUACGAUACACUCAAGGACUUUAAACAGGCACCUGGGUAGAACCACUGACCUUCUGUAAGCCAGCUGGAUGACUUCCUCACAUGAAAAAUUCAAUGCCCCAAGUGAGACUAAAACCCACAUCAGUGCGGGGCAAGUUAUCUGAAGCCAGCGACCUUAACCACUCAGCCACAGAGGCCUCUACACCUACUUUUGACAAGAAUAAAAAUUAAUACUGAUUUUAAUGACUAGACCUUUAAUUAAACAAAAGUUAGGAAAUUUGGAAAAAAAGGUUGUUCAGGAGUUUAAAUGUAAAAUAUUUUUUUUUGUAAAUAUGCACAAUGAAUUUUGUAUGACAUGAAUUAUAGCAUGUGAUACACAUGCACAGGUGAAAAUGGUCACGUUUGAAGUAUCGCAAAAGAAACCACCAUAUUGAAUCAUUUAAUGAAUAAUCAUAUUUUAAAAUAAAUAUCAAAAUAUUUGAAUACAAGUUAAAAGGAUGAAAUCAUUUCUAUACACGGAUGUGGUGUUUUAAAGUCCUUUAGUGUAUGUAUUUGCAAUGUACAUGAAAAACAACAUUGUCAGUUAAACCACAGUUUAUUUAUAGCUUAUAUGAUUGUAGGCAUGUACAAGCACUGUUUUUUUUAUAUCAUUAUGAUGCUUGUAUAAUGCUGCGACCAUUUUUACAUUCAUCAACUCAAAAAUAUUGCACAUUGUAACAUAAAAGAAUGCAUUUAGGUCAUAACAAUUAAAUGACCAGAAGUUUCAUUUUCUUAAAAACGUUUCAUAUUGAUUGUUGUUUUUAUAAAAUUAGAUAAAUGUGUUUGAAUAUUGUCAUUAUAAGGCAGGAAGGGGGUGCCCUUCGACCCCUACAUUGCCUAUGACAGGGCAAAUAAA
Molecule: messenger RNA, 3160 nt
Organism: Mercenaria mercenaria
Lineage: Eukaryota; Metazoa; Mollusca; Bivalvia; Venerida; Veneridae
Product: hydroxylamine reductase-like
Exons: 9
Coding region: 237-2117 (626 amino acids)
Biological process (GO): response to hydrogen peroxide
Cellular component (GO): cytoplasm
Molecular function (GO): hydroxylamine reductase activity; iron-sulfur cluster binding; peroxidase activity
Source: RefSeq, a predicted model, not a curated record